GCAACUACCGGAAGUGCCGGCCCUAAGAGGUGGAGUCCGGGCGGCGGCGGCCGUUGCCUGGAGCCCGCGCUGCCGCCGGAGACCGAUAAUAUGGCCGGGAGGAGGAGGAGAAGGCGGCGGUGGACCGAGCUGCUCUCUUUCAGUACCAGUUGAACCGUUUGCUUCCUGACAAGGCCCGUGUGCUACUGUGUUGCCUACACUGUUCUGUGUCAUGGGGAUUCAGCCGUGAGCAAGACUCGGAGAGUACCUGUGCUUAUGGAGCUUACGAUUUGGUGGAGGAAGACAGACAAAAGCCAAGGAAAUAAACAAGAUAAUUUCAGAUAGUGUGUGGUUGUGGGAAGAUGGAGGAAUAUGAGAAGUUCUGUGAGAAAAGUCUUUCCAGAAUCCAAAAGGCAUCACUAUCCACAGAGAGCUUUCUGCCUGUUCAGUCUGAAAACAUUUCACUUAUUCGCUUCCAUGGAGUGGCUGUGCUUUCUCCACUGCUUAAUAUUGAGAAAAGAAAGGAAAUGCAACAAGAAAAGCAAAAAGCACUUGAUGUAGAAGCAAGAAAGCAGGUUAAUAGGAAGAAAGCUUUACUGACUCGUGUCCAGGAGAUUCUUGAAAAUGUUCAGGUUAGAAAAGCACCUAAUGCCAGUGAUUUUGAUCAGUGGGAGGAUGAAACAGUUUACUCUAAUUCAGAAGUCAGAAACUUGAAUGUUCCUGCUACCUUCCCAAAUACCUUGCCAAGCUCUACCGAACACUCUACUUUAGCAAAGUUUGAAAAGAUAACUGGAAUUUUGCCAUUGAAUAAUGAGGACCAAUUUAAAUCUAAUGGAAUAGACUUAGCUAGGGAUUCCGAAAAAUUUAAUUUUCUGAAGCAAGGUAGUAGUUCAAAUAUUGGUUGUAUAGAAAAUGAAGCUUCUCUGAAGACCUCAGCAACCCCACAAGAGACUCUUAUUUCUGGUGGUCUCCUCCCAAAAAAUGAAGAACAGGAUCCAUCACUUUUGGAAGAAGUUACUCCGGAUCCCUACUUAAUGAGUCUCCAGAACCUGAUGAAAAAGUCAAAGGAAUAUAUAGAGAAAGAACAAUCUAGACGCAGUCUGAGAAAUAGUGCAAAUGGAAGUGUUAAUGAGAGUCAUUCAGACAAAGAAAAUGAUGCCGUUAAAGUGACUGACUGUGUAAAGGAGAAGACCCAGUUUAUGGGCAAACACUGUAGUUCAGUGAUUCCUGAUAAACCAAGCCUUAAUAAAUCAAAUGUUCUUCUCCAAGGUGCUUCCGCUCAAGCAAGCAGCAUGAACACAGCAGUUUCGGGUAGUUUUUCUAAAGCAGACAUAGCUGUGGGAACUGGCCACCCCACUGUUUCAAAUCCUGAUUCUGAUUUUAAAGUCAUUCCCACUUUUGUUACUGAAAAUAAUGUUAUCAAAAGUCUUACUAGUUCAUAUGCCAUAUUACCUAGCCCAGAGCCAAGCCUGAGUCCUAAAAUGCAUCGAAGGCGUUCUAGGCCAUCAUCAGCAUAUAAUAUUCUUAUAAAUAAUCCAGUAAAUGCCUGUGAAUUAAGUCCUAAAGGAAAAGAACAGACAGUAGACUUAAUUGUUCAAGAUACUGAUGAAAAAACAAGCGUACCUGAAACGGUGCCAAAGUUACCAACUGAUUUAACAGGAGUUUGUUCAAGCAAGGUUUAUGUCAGCAAAAAUACAUCUGAAGCUAUACAAGAAAUGGUUCUAAAUAAUUCAAAUCAGGUAUGUCAAUCUUCAGGAAAUCAAAAAGAAAACUACCCAUAUGUCAUAACAGCUGAACAGGAGAGGCAACAUUUGCCAGAAAAAAUAUGCCCUACAGGAUCUGUCUACAUCAACAAGAAUAAAAUGUUAGAAAGUAUUUCUAGAGAAGAUGAGGAAAUAUUAAAAAGCAAGAUGUUAGCAUUUGAAGAAAUGCGGAAGAGACUAGAAGAACAGCACGCCCAGCAGUUAUCACUACUCAUAGCUGAGCAGGAAAGGGAACAGGAAAGAUUGCAAAAGGAAAUAGAAGAACAGGAAAAAAUGUUCAAAGAGAAGAAAGUGAUUACAGCGGAAGCCUCUGAAUUGGAUAUUAACAGUACAGUGGACUUAGAAUGGAGAAAAAUAAGUGACUCCAGUUUGCUAGAAACGAUGCUCUCUCAAAUGGACUCACUCCAUACUUCAAAUUCCAAUAGUUCUGGUUUCACAAAUUCUGCCCUACAACAUAGCUUUGGUUCUGUAAAUGAAGCACCAUUCUACCUCUGGGGAUCAUCAACUAGUGGCUUGACCAAACCCUCCGUAACAAGGCCUUCUGUAAGAGCCACAACUAAAUGGUCUCAGGCUUUCAGUCCAGAAGUACAAGCAAAAUUUAAUAGAAUAACUGCUGUGGCAAAAGGAUUUCUUACUCGUAGGCUUAUGGAGACAGAUAAAUUGAAGCAACUUCGACAAACUGUAAAAGACACUAUGGAAUUCAUAAGAAGUUUUCAGUCAGAAGCACCAUUAAAGAGAGGAGUUGUUUCAGCACAGGAUGCUUCUCUUCAGGAGAGAGUGCUGGCUCAGUUGCGGGCUGCCCUGUAUGGUAUUCAUGAUAUAUUCUUUGUAAUGGAUGCAGCUGAAAGAAUGUCUAUUCUACAUCAUGACCGAGAAGCUCGAAAAGAGAAAAUGCUCAGGCAAAUGGAUAAAAUGAAAAGUUCACGAGUGUCUCUUUCUGCUGCAACACAGAAGUCUCUUGAUAGGAAGAAGUAUAUGAAAGCUGCUGAAAUGGGAAUGCCAAAUAAGAAAUUCCUGGUUAAACAAAACCCUUCUGAAGCAAGAGUUCUUCAGCCAAACCAAGGACAGAAUGCUCCUGUUCAUAGGCUACUUAGUAGACAAGGAACCCCUAAGACAUCACUGAAGGGGGUUGUGCAAAAUAGACAGAAGUCUUCACAGAGCAGAGUGCCUAACAGAGCGCCUGUUUCAGGAGUAUAUGCAGGAAAAAUCCAAAGAAAGCGGCCAAAUGUUGCGACAAUUUAAGAAGACAACAUUCAUUAGGAUAAAAAGCGGGGAGGGUUUCAUCCAUAUUAUUGUCCAUGCCCAAGACUUUCAUUUCACCCUGGACUGUUUACACAGACAAAGUGACGUCAAAGGGCUGAAUAAUUAUGUGGGUAAUAUGGUCAGUCUGGCUAAUUCCUUCCCACACCCCCAUUUUCCUUUUAACAUUAGGUUUGGGUGAAGACAAAUUAGUAUUUAGUUAAUUGACUCAUCUCUAUGCUUAACCUGUACAAACAAGUUUGUUUUAUGCACCCAUAUGACUGUUGAGAACUUUUUGUAAACUUAAAAGGAUAUUUGGGUUUAUAUUUAUAAAAUACUGAAAAGGUGUGAUAAAAUAUAGGUUCGGAAAUUAAAUUUCAUUCAUCUCUGCAUACUGAUUGCUGAAUUUGAUAUAUUAGAUGCUGUUCUAUUCAAGGGGAAAUUAUUGCAGAAAAAAUGUUUUCUCCCAGUUUUGUAAAAACUGAUUAAUCUCUCAGCCUUCAUAUUCUUGGUCUUACAGGAUAGCCAUGUAGAAUAAAGCAUUUGCCUGCUGAUUGUAGGUCCACCUAACAUUUACCAUGGAAGUAUCUGGGGAUCACCCUUUUGGUCAUAAGCACACAUUUCUCUCAACAGCUAGUUGUCUUACAGAAAUGUUAGGUUUGAUGUUUGUUGUCCCAGUACUCUUAGAAACAUUUCUGCUGAAUUAUCAAAUCUUUCUGUAGAGGGUGACAACUUUGGUGAAGACAGUACAGUCUUCCUGAAUGUAGUGGCAUGCAUUAAUGUUACAUUCAUCUCUGUAACAUAGAAUGUUGCAUGCAGUUUUGUUUUCCAUUUAGUCUGUAUAUUUUGUUUCUUCAGAGUCUGCUUUUUCUAGCAUGCUUGAUUUAGGAGAGAACAAAGGGCUAUAUAACAUAAUAAGAAGGUCAGAUUUUCAAAUGGGAUAGUAAUAUUAUCUAGUUGAAAUUCUGCAUUAUUUAAGAAGCACUGCCUUUUAAAGUUUUUCAUCACUAACAUAUUCAUUUAAAAUAUAAACCAAAAAAUGUUACUAAGGGACUAUGAUUUUAUGAAAGAGAAUGCCACUGUUGAUUUAUGAUAGCAUUUCCAAAAAGGGCUUUGUGCUUCUCACAUAAAAUUGGGACUGUGUACAUUUAACCUGUCUGAAUUUUUAAAAGAUACUGGUGUUUGAAAAUGUAGCCUAUAUAUAUUCCUAAUAUUCUUUAAAGAAUGAAGAUAAAGAUUGUUUUCUUUGAUUUUCUGUUCUAUUUAAAAUUUAACUUUUACAGCCAACCAUGGACAGAAAGUAAUAGCCUACUCUAUCCGGGUGUAAACUUUAUUGAGAUGUAUCAUUUGUUAAAUGAGUAAACCAGGAAGUUAAGAGACAGGUAAAAUGUCUGAGUUACCAAUUUUUUUAUUUGUAGGCAAGAAUAUCAAAUUAUCUUAAUAUGAUAAAUUAUGCUUUAUCGUUCUGAAACCUCAGGAGACAGAUUGCUCAUAUCAUUGUGGAUCUUUCCAGUAAGAAAGAUACUAAAAGUUUUGUGUACACUAAUACAAAUUAGCUAAAACAAAUAGUAUGUUUUGGAGAAAGUUAAAACUAGUUUUAGAUUAAGGAUGAGAAACUUGAGUGUGUUUUUUUUUAAGAUAGAGCAUGUGUGUUUUAUACCUUGUUUAAAUGUUCACAGCUUUUCUCAUAAAAGUGCCAGACAUUGUUUUUGUGCUUUUAAUGGAUUUUUAUUUAUACGCAUUAUUUUUUUAAUAUUUACUUUGAAGUGGAAUGUUCAUUAAUGUGAAUUGUAUUUAUUUUUAUACUUUAAUUUUCAUUAGUUUUGCUUCUAGGAAAAAGACAAAAUAAACUUU
Molecule: messenger RNA, 4835 nt
Organism: Myotis davidii
Lineage: Eukaryota; Metazoa; Chordata; Mammalia; Chiroptera; Vespertilionidae
Gene: CCP110
Product: centriolar coiled-coil protein 110kDa
Exons: 17
Coding region: 342-2984 (880 amino acids)
Biological process (GO): centrosome duplication; regulation of cytokinesis; centriole replication
Cellular component (GO): centriole
Source: RefSeq, a predicted model, not a curated record